UAAAAGAUGAUGAGUACUUAAUUUAUUUAUAUUAAUUCAAUCCAUAUUAUUUUUAUAAAGGUUAAAAAUGUCAGAUGUUAACUCUGAAGCACCAGUUAACUCUGAAGCACCCGUUAACUCUCAAGUACCAUUUGAGAGUGAUGCGUCACAACAUUCAUCGCCAGCUAUGAACGCACCUACGAACUCACCGUCUCCCCUCUCUAAUCAACACGUUAUUGAUUUAGAAGAGUCUAAUACUACUUGUGGAGGAACUAAAAGAAAACCAAGUAUUGUGUGGGAACAUUUUAAAAAACAAGUCAAUGGGGUGUGGAAGGCAAUAUGUAAUUAUUGUAAUAAGCAUCUUGGAGGUGAUUCAAAAAAUGGAACUAGGCAUUUGCAUGAUCACCAUAAGAGUUGUACUAGGAAAAAAGUGAUGGACAUGAGGCAAAAAGUGUUAACUAACAACUUUAGUAGAGAGAUUCCAAAAAUGAAUUCUUAUAUCUUUGAUCAAGAUUUUGCUAGGAAAGAGUUGUCACAUGCCAUAAUCUUGCAUGAAUAUCCCCUCUCUAUCGUAGACCAUGUUGGUUUUAAACGAUAUUCAGCAGCACUUCAACCAUUGUUUAAAGUGCCUUCCCGAAAUACGAUAAAGAGUGAUAUUUUAAAGAUUUAUGAUUAUGAGAGGGUGAAGACAUUGAGUUUGGUGGAGCAUAAUAAAAGUAGGGUGGCAAUCACAACUGAUAUGUGGACUGCUAGCAAUCAAAAGAAAGGAUUCAUGGCUGUCACCGCACACUUUAUUGAUGAUUCAUGGACAUUGCAAAGUCGCAUUUUGAGGUUUAUUUAUGUUCCAUGUCCACACACAAAAGAAGUUCUUUGUGAUACUUUGCUUGAGUGUAUGAUGGACUGGAAAAUUUUCUUGUGUGCUGCUGGACACAUGUUUUGGUUGUGUUAUUUUGUUGCUACAGGAUGCUUUAUUUAUGGAUGUUGCUACAGAUUUAUUGAUGUUGCUACAGAUGAUGUUUUUUAA
Camellia sinensis is the source of this 1003-nucleotide messenger RNA. The record is from RefSeq and is a predicted model, not a curated record. NCBI's taxonomy places the organism in Eukaryota, Viridiplantae, Streptophyta, Magnoliopsida, Ericales, Theaceae.